This is a messenger RNA of Lates calcarifer (barramundi perch), 1144 nucleotides long. RefSeq names its product cytosolic sulfotransferase 3. The record is from RefSeq and is a predicted model, not a curated record. Lineage: Eukaryota; Metazoa; Chordata; Actinopteri; Centropomidae. The transcript has 8 exons. Gene Ontology annotation, biological process: sulfation. Gene Ontology annotation, cellular component: cytoplasm. Bases 78 to 965 code for a protein of 295 amino acids. Gene Ontology annotation, molecular function: sulfotransferase activity.
AGUGUGUCUGAUAGAUAAAGAGCCGACUUUUCAUUGCUUCCGAGGGCGUCUCAAACACACAUACAGGUGAAGAUCACAUGCAGAUGGAGCUGCCGUCCCGGCCCACACUUUUUGACUUUCAUGGAGUCUCCAUGACCAAAUACUUCACUGACAACUGGGACAGCGUACAGAACUUCAAAGCAAGACCAGAUGAUAUUCUCAUAGCUACUUAUCCCAAAGCAGGAACCACAUGGGUUUCCUACAUCCUGGACCUUCUGCAUUUCAGCCAGAUGUCGCCUGAACGUCAGGAAUCAGUCCCCCUCCAUGACAGAGUGCCGUUCCUGGAGAUACACAUGCCUGGAAUCACUUCAGGAGUGGAUGAGCUCAACAAGUUAACCACCUUUCCUCGCAUUAUCAAGACACACCUGCCAGUCCAAUUUAUUCCCAAAUCCUUCUGGGAAGAAAACUCUAAGAUUAUCUAUGUGGCCCGCAACGCCAAGGACAGCGCUGUGUCUUACUUCCACUUUGAUCGCAUGAACAUGGUCCAGCCAGAGCCGGGAGACUGGAGCAGUUUCCUGCAGAGAUUCAUGGAGGGGAAAAUGGUGUUCGGUUCCUGGUACGAACAUGUGAGAGGCUGGUGGGAGAAGAAACAGAGCUCUUCUAACAUCCUCUAUUUGUUCUAUGAAGAUUUGAUUGAGGAUACUGAACGAGAGCUCGACCGGCUGUGCUCGUUCCUGGGACUGUCUGCCACUAUAGAGCUGAAGAGACAAGUGAUGGAAAAAGUUCUGUUUGACAACAUGAAACAUAACAAGAUGGUGAACGGCUCUGUUGAUGAAGUGUUUGAUUCCAAGAUCUCUCCUUUCAUGCGCAAAGGAAAAGUUGGUGACUGGAAGAAUCAUUUCACCGUUCAACAGAAUGAGCAGUUCGAUGAAGACUACAAGAGGAAGAUGAAAAACACUGAUCUUCAGUUUCGCACGGUUCUGUAGCUGAUCAUAUUCUCACUGUUACUAUUCUGAUUAAAUACAUAAGCAAAAGUAAUGAAAAUAUGACAGUAAGGACAUUUCAAGUUCUCUCAAUUUUAUUUUGGAUCCAGACACGAAAUGCAGCAAGAAAUACAAGAACAAAAGUUCAAUGAGCAAAAUAAACGAAUCAAACUAACACUGUA